Molecule: messenger RNA, 5180 nt
Organism: Rhineura floridana
Lineage: Eukaryota; Metazoa; Chordata; Lepidosauria; Squamata; Rhineuridae
Gene: TMEM98
Product: transmembrane protein 98
Exons: 7
Coding region: 485-1165 (226 amino acids)
Cellular component (GO): endoplasmic reticulum
Source: RefSeq, a predicted model, not a curated record
CCACUGUUUGCUACGAGGGAGCUCCAGCUAAGGCAAAAUUCCUAAGCGAGGAGGAGGAGGUGGCAGCCGCAGGAGCUGUGGAGGUCUCCUCCUUUCCUAGCUCUUUACAUCACUUUUUUCGUUAGGCCUUUGGUAUACGGGGGUUUGUUAAUUGUUUUGGUACCUCCCCGGAUUUCUUUUCUACUUCUGUUGAGAGAGUGAGGCUGUACCCACAAACAAAAAGAACCAAAAGGGCCAUUCUGACAGCAAAGCAAAGAGAAUAAGGAAAAAAUGAAAUAGCAAAAGAUUCCUGAGUCACACACUCCAUAUGUCAUCCUAGAGAACAGAGGGUCAUGCAAACUUCCCCUUUUUUUCUCAUUUGGGGACAAAGUAAUUUUUGAGCUCUUAAAGCCAUGAAGACAAACAAGCUGGCGGAAGUGCUUCUGCUGAUGUAACCCAAAGUGUUUUGCUUUCUAACUUACCUGAGAGCACAACAGGGGCAGCAAUGGAGACUGUUGUGAUCGUGGCCAUUGGGGUGUUGGCAACCAUCUUCCUGGCUUCUUUUGUGGCCCUAGUUGCGGUGUGCAGGCAACGUUACUGCCGGCCCAAGGACUUCUUAAACCAUUAUGAUACCAGGCCCAUCGUUGAUCAAACUGGCACCAUGGAGACGCAGUCAGAACCGUCAGAACUGGAGUUGGAUGAUGUGGUGAUAACAAACCCACAUAUUGAAGCAAUCCUGGAGAAUGAAGACUGGAUCGAAGAUGCUUCGGGCCUGGUCUCCCAUUGCAUUGCUAUCUUAAAGAUCUGCCACACUCUCACAGAGAAGCUUGUUGCCAUGACAAUGGGUUCAGGGGCCCAAAUGAAGUCUCCAGCAAGCCUCAGUGACAUCAUUGUGGUUGCCAAGCGGAUCAGCCCCAGGGUUGAUGAUGUGGUGCGAUCCAUGUACCCACCACUGGACCCCAAACUUUUGGAUGCCAGGACAACAGCACUGCUGCUUUCAGUGAGCCAUCUGGUCUUGAUUACCCGGAACGCCUGCCACUCUCCCAGCCGCAUGGACUGGAUUGACCAAUCGCUCUCUGCAGCAGAGGAGCACAUGGCUGUGCUGCGCGAGGCAGCCCUUGCCUCUGAACCAGAGCAUGCUGCACCCGGCAGUGAAGGCUUCCUACAGGAGCAGUCUGCAAUCUGAGAGAGAAAGCCUGGAAGCCUGAAGGCUCUUCUAAUGAACUGCCCUUUACCACCUCCUCUAUACCCUCACCAAGCAUCACUGUCAAAGCUUAUGCUACCCUCUGCAUAGCAUAGUUCUGUGGAAUGGUUAGCAUCCCAGAGAUACAGAACUGAAACUCCACUCUCUUGCUGUUUUGUUAUAACACUCCCGCAUGUGGGAGAUGGUGACCCCGAGACAUCUUAAAUCCUGGAUUGGAGGCGGGCUGCUGUUGGCUGUUUGUUUGCAAUGAUUUCAUUGUGGAAAUGGUUGUAGUAUAAAUGAGGCCAGAUAAAGGGAUUGUGUUGAAUUCUGAAAACUCUAUGGAUUGCAAAAAGCUACUUUAGGCAUUCCUACGGGUUUAAAGACACAACUAGUGGAAUUGUUGACUUUAAGUAUAAAAUCCCCCAUGCCAAUAUCACAAGCUACUUUUGAAAGUUCCCUCAAUUUCUGGAAAUGUAGAACUAGUCUGUGUAGUUCUUUAGAUUCUGGACUCUGGCCUGUGUUCCUAAUGUUUUAUUUUUACAUCCUUUGUGCCACCUACAGUCUAAACUGAAGACUCUAAAGAGCUGGAAUGUUAAUUUUCUUGUAAAUUUCUUGUGCACAGUACCAAUUAAAUUGAGAUUGUCCAGGUUGUUCAACAUUUAAAUGUAGGCAGCUUCUUGCCGAAUCCCAUUUAGGGCACUCAAUAAAGGCUGUUUAUUGAGCGUUGAGCAUCCUGAUUUGUUCCCACAAAAUUUAUACAGAGGUUAUAGAACAUCACUGUCUAGUGGCUGUUAUUCUGUGCAAUUUUCGUACUGCAGAAAGUUUGAUAAGUGAUAGAAAACUGUACUGUAAAGUGUGGAGUAACAACCACUGUUGUUAUUGUUAUGUGCCUUCAAGUUGAUUAUGACUUAUAGUGACCCUAUGAAUCGGUGACCUCCAGUAGCAUUUGUCAUGAACCACCCUGUUCAGAUCUUGUAAGUUCAGGUCAUAGAUCAUAGAAUAGUAGAAUUGGAAGGGGCCUAUAAGGCCAUCAAGUCCAACCCCCUGCUCAAUGCAGGAAUCCAAAUCAAAGCAUUCCCAACAGAUGGCUGUCCAGCUGCCUCUUGAAUGCCUCUAGUGUCGGAGAGCCCACUACCUCUCUAGGUAAUUGGUUCCUAUGGCUCUAACAGUUACGAAGUUUUUCCUGAUGUCCAGUUGAAAUCUGGCUUCCUGCAACUUGAGCCCAUUAUUCCGUGUCCUGCACUCUGGGAUGAUCGAGAAGAGAUCCCGGCCCUCCUAUGUGUGACAACCUUUCAUGUACUUGAAGAGUGCUAUCGUAUCUCCCCUCAGUCUUCUCUUCUCCAGGCUAAACAUGCCCAGUUCUUUCAGUCUCUCCUCAUAGGGCUUUGUUUCCAGUCCCCUGAUCAUCCUUGUUGCCCACCUCUGAACCUGUUCCAGUUUGUCUGCAUCCUUGAAGUGCGGAGACUAGAACUGGACACAGUAUUCAGGAUGAGGCCUAACAAGUGCUGAAUAGAGGGGAACUAAUACUUCACACGAUUUGGAAACUAUAAUUCUGUUAAUGCAGCCUAAUAGCGUUUGCUUUUUUUGCAGCCACAUCGCACUGUUGGCCCAUAUUCAGCUUGUGAUCAACGACAAUUCCGAGAUCCAUUUUGCAUGUCGUAUUGCUGAGCCAAGUAUCACCCAUCUUAUAACUGUGCAUUUGGUUUCUUUUUCCUAAGUGUAGAACUUUGCAUUUAUUCCUGUUGAAUUUCAUUCUGUUGUUUUCAGCCCAAUGCUCCAGCCUAUCAAGGUCCCUUUGAAUUUUGUUUCUGUUUUCCAUGGUAUUAGCUGUGCCCCCCAAUUUUGUAUCAUCUGCAAAUUUGAUAAGCAUGCUCUGUACCUCCUUAUCUAAGUCGUUAAUAAAAAUGUUGAAGAGCACUGGGCCCAGGACUGAGCCCUGUGAUACCCCACUCGUUACUUCCGCCCAGUUUGAGAAGGAACCAUUGAUAAGUACUCUUUGAGUAUGCUUUUGGAACAAACUGUGGAUCCACCUGAUAGUUGUUCCAUCCAGCCCACAUUUAGCUAGCUUGCUAAUCAGAGUAUCAGGGGGCACUUUGCCAAAAGCUUUGCUGAAGUCGAGAUAUAUUAUGUCCACAGCAUUCCCACAGUCUACAAGGGAGGUUACCUGUGGCUUCCUAUAUGGAAUCAAUCCAUCUCUUGCUUGGUCUUCCUCUUUUUCUACUCCCUUCUGUUUUUCCCAGCAUUAUUGUCUUUUGUAGUGAAUCAUGUCUUCUCAUUAUGUGUCCAAAGUAUGAUAACCUCAGUUUCAUCGUUUUAGCUUCUAGUGACAGUUCUGGUUUAAUUUGUUCUGACACGAAAUUAUUUGUCUUUUUCGCAGUCCAUGGUAUGCACAAAACUCUCCUCCAAUACCACAGUUCAAAUGAGUAACACCCACUAGAUGGCAACAUUGUAUAACUUUGCAAAAAUGUUGUCCAUACAAAUCAGGAUGAAUGCUCAAUAAAUAGCCACUCAGAAGCACCCUUAGUCUAAACUGGUUUUAUGCAAAUUGAUUCCUCCUAUGCAGAAAUAAGCAUUUUUAUUCCUUUGGGAUAAUCCUGUAAGCAUUUUUAUUCCUUUGGGAUUGUAUGCACAUAAGUUUCUUGACAAAAUUUAGGGCAGGUCUUCAGAUCAUGCUUUCCCCAUUCAUAUCUAUUUAUGUCACUUGUGCUUAUUUGUAACAGAUAUUCUCACGCAUAAAAUAAAAAAUAUUGAGUUAACCCUGCACCAGCAUCAAGCCCGUGCUUGAUUCUAAAAUGAAAGGUGUAGAGUCUCACCCCAAUUCCAUACUAUAGUGUCUGAUGUGGAUGCCUUUUCACCAGGGCCAGCCCAACACAUUUAACUGCCUGAGAUGGAGCACCAAAUGCUCCUUUUGCAGUCCAGGGUGCAAAGCACACAAGGCAUAAAAUCUCUAUUGCAAAAUACAAUAAAUGAAAUAACUAACAAUCUGCAGCUCUUUCAUGACACUCAAAAUCAGCUGACUCUGCCUUAUGGUAGGUCCAUACCAAUACCAACUUCUACAUGUGCGUGGGCUGCCUGUGGCUCAGUGGACUCUACACAUGUUCAGAUACUUGUUUGUUACUAAUGCUAAUUUUUAAAAACAUCCAAUAUUCCCUCUUCUUAAGGAAGAUGAGCUUGGAAAAGUUACUUUUUUGAACUACAACUCCCAUCAGUCCAAUCCAGUGGCCUUGCUGGCUGGGGCUGAUGGGAGUUGUAGUUCAAAAAAGUAACUUUUCCAAGCCCUCAUGUGUCUGAAUCUUAGUCAGCUGAUUCGUUGCUCACACAACUGCUCCCAAAACUAUACUCGUUCCUAGCUUGAGAUGUGCACAUAUUUUCAUCUGUUGACACUCCUAAUUCAAACCAUUUCCUGAAAUCAAGAUGGGAGUUCUCAUCACCUACACUUGAGAGUGCUUCCAGCCAGGGGCUUAAAACUGCAAGCAGGUCAUUCAGAUAUUGCAAAGAGGUCUUUGGCAACAGUUUUUUUUUAACUUACUGGAUUUUAUGUGGUAAAGGUAAAUCUCUAUUAAAUUGGGGUGGGGUGGAAUACAGGCUGGCAUUUGGGUGCCCUUGACAGCAUGUGGAUGGUCUGAAAAAUUUGUAUGCAUGAGCAGCACCAAUCCCAUAGCAAACAGGCAGGCUUUUGGGGUGGGCUAGAUUUUAUCGUCAUUGUUUUUGGAUUUCUAAUGUCUAUUAUAUUUGUAUGCCUAUUUUGUACGUCGCCCAGAGUGGCUGGAUAGCCAGCCAGAUGGGCGACUAAGAAAUUCAAUAAAUAAAUACAUAAACACCCAUCUGGAAGCACCCCUCAAUUUUGUGUGUGUGUGUGUGUGUGUGUUGGACAUGUCCCUCAAAUAAUUGGUUAUAAUUAAAAGAACCUAUAACAUAGUAAAAAAAACCCACAAUUUUAAAAACAAGAAAAUAGUAUACAAUGUAUAUAAUUAUCUCAUUUUGACAAUAGACUACUGGUAUUCUCAGAAUCUAA